UUGGGAAGCACGACGCGGGCUGACCAGGAGAUGGAAGAAACAGCGCUACAACAAGAAGCUGAGGAAGAGGAUUCAAGCACUCACAAAGCUGGCCGAGGACUAUGCGGUGGACUUGGCUAGGAAGAACUGUGAAUGGAGCGUGGCUUCUGGACAAACUGGGAAUGGCAGUACCCGGCGGUUCUCACGGGCCCGGAGACGCGGGGGAAGAGCUGCCGGCUGAGACCCGGCAGAGAUUCACGAUCAGUAGAAUCCCCCGCAACAUGCACCCGGAUAGGAAUGCGGAACGGAGACAAGCGCGAGCGGUGGCCCUAGCGCGUUCCUGGGACAGCAGAGAGGGAACCCUGUACGUGGAUGGGGCCGGUCCGGUGCUGGGGGUGGCUGCAAUAGCGGUGGCCAGUGCGCAAGGGCAGAUCAGACGCGUCGCCUCCAUACGAGCGCAGACGGUUGAACAAGUGGAGGAGGCGGCCAUAGCAUUGGCGGUGGUUUGCAAUCCUCGUGCGACGAUAAUUUCGGAUUCACAAAGAGCUUGUCAAAACCUUGCGCGAGGGGUCGUGGGUCAACCAGCUCUAAGGCUCCUCCGCAAAACCGCAGUAGAGGGAGUCAAUCUGAUCUGGACCCCCGGCCAUAUGGGGCAAGUCGGAAACGAGGCGGCGAAUGCUGCGGCCCGAGGUGCGUUAUACCGGGACUCGGUUCUGCCCCAGAGGGAUCUGGACAGUGCGCUCACUUACAGUGAGGCCUUAAAGGCUCUACGAACACAUAGGACAGAUUAUCCUGGGCCGGCCAAAGGUCUCAGCAAAGGAGAAGAGUUCACGUGGAGACGACUUCAGACGGACACGUUCGUCACACCGAUCCAGCUACAUCUGUGGUACCCAGAGCGGUACGCCACGGCGGACUGUCCCUUCUGUGGUGAGCCCUGGGUGGACGUUUAUCACGUUGUCUGGGCAUGCAAGAACCUCCCAGGACUGGCUCCAGUCGAGGAGCCCAAACUCGAGGAGUGGGAAGCGGGACUCAAGUACGCGACGGCUAGCGAGCAGAGGCUGCUCGUGGCCCGAGCACUCCGAGUUCACUCCGCACUUGGAGCCCCGGAAUAGGGGCACACAACCACUCUCUCCUUUUUCUU
Molecule: messenger RNA, 1120 nt
Organism: Ixodes scapularis (black-legged tick)
Lineage: Eukaryota; Metazoa; Arthropoda; Arachnida; Ixodida; Ixodidae
Exons: 2
Coding region: 102-1091 (329 amino acids)
Molecular function (GO): nucleic acid binding
Source: RefSeq, a predicted model, not a curated record